AUGAGCUUCGGAGCCCCUCUACCUCCGACGUCCACUCAAGCACUUGCCACUCGGACUUUUGCACCAUCUCUUUCGCGCUCGUCGGAUGCGGCGUCUUUCGUCCGCAGACGUCCUACCCAAUCGUCGGAAGAGGAGGAGGAUGAGCGAAGCAAGCAAAAAACCAAGAAACAUGGCAAGAAAAUGAAAAAGUCUCCGGGCGGUGCACUCCGGACACUCCUCGAGGAGCAACCGCUCCGCAAUCCCUUCUACGGACCAAGGAGUGACAACAGUCUUCAAGGAGGCACGCAAGGCCUCGAUGCUCGCUCUCCGAUGAUCGAUGAAGGUCCUUUCCUAAAUCCACAGUUCCACCACACGGCGAAGCCAGGCCCUGGUGCUGAACCAGUAGACAUCAAUGCCGCAGCUUGCAGCAAUUUGAAGAAGUUUUGCAAGAAGUCAGCAAAUCACAAACUGCCCGCGUGUCAGCAAUACCGUUCGAAGGACUCUGUGUGCAAGAAGAAGUCAAAGGCCAAACACUCGGCGAUGCCACCAGGUAUGUUCACCCCUCCGCCGGUCGUUGUGAAGCCGGUUCCCGGAUCUAUUUGGGGACUAUGCCGUCGCAACGGCGAGAUUGGACCAUGCUGGGGCGGUAAUAUUCUUGAACAGCGCGCUCGAUCGGUGAUCGCGAAGAUCGGUAGUCUGAACAGCAGAUCUGGGACGGCCAACAUCGCCAACGUCCUUCGACGAGGUCUAGCUGCUGCUCGCAAUGCUGUGGCUCCAUGUCGCCGUUCGGAAAACGGCUGCUGGACCGACGAAUUUGGCGUCGAGGGAAAGACGCGCUCGCUUCUAGAGCGUCUGUUUGACCGCUACAGACGCUUGGCGUUCCUUGCAGUCAACACGAUCAACCCGCUUGUCCGCCGCACGCCAGCAGAGGUCCACCGAGCGCUCCACGGCAAAGACGCGCCAAACGAUGUCAAGCGCAGCUUUCUCGAGGCCUUCUUUGGGCGCACUGCAACCAGCGCCAACAUCACUGUGCAUCCGCUCAGUCGACGUGCUCUUCGCAACGGCCGUCACUAA
Molecule: messenger RNA, 1053 nt
Organism: Ceraceosorus bombacis
Lineage: Eukaryota; Fungi; Basidiomycota; Exobasidiomycetes; Ceraceosorales; Ceraceosoraceae
Source: the annotation of a GenBank genome assembly